This is a messenger RNA of Carya illinoinensis, 782 nucleotides long. RefSeq names its product protein AE7-like 1. Lineage: Eukaryota; Viridiplantae; Streptophyta; Magnoliopsida; Fagales; Juglandaceae. Bases 93 to 557 code for a protein of 154 amino acids. The record is from RefSeq and is a predicted model, not a curated record. The transcript has 5 exons. Gene Ontology annotation, biological process: iron-sulfur cluster assembly.
ACUCGAGUGACUAGACCACUUGGUCCGUGAACGCUUCAACGAAGAAACACAGACAGAAAAAGAAGAGAGAGACCGUGAGAGAGAGAGAGAAGAUGACGCUGGGUCUGAUCAACGCCAACCCCGUUGUUCACGCUAAGAAGGAACGGGUCGCUCGUACCGAAGAUCCUCAUGGAGACGAUGCCGUUGAUCCUCUUGAAAUUUAUGAUUUCGUGAGGGAUAUAAGAGAUCCAGAGCAUCCAUACUCCUUGGAACAGCUCAGUGUUCUUUCAGAGGAAUCGAUCACCGUCGAUGAGAAGCUCGGUCGAAUUCUUAUAACUUUCACACCAACCAUCCAGCACUGCAGUAUGGCAACUGUAAUUGGUCUAUGCCUGAGAGUGAAACUGCAGCAUUGUUUCCCUCCGCAUUAUAAGGUAGACAUCAAAGUAUCUCCUGGAUCUCAUGCAAAUGAAGAAUCAGUUAAUAAGCAGUUAAAUGAUAAGGAACGAGUUGCUGCUGCCUUGGAGAAUCCCAACCUUCGCCAACUUGUGGAUGAGUGUCUCUACUCCAAUGAACUUUGACCAAGUUCACUUUUGCACUGUACAGGGUGAACUUCACCAGUUGCCAAAUGCAAUAAGAACUGUUCUUUCUUUCUGUAUUAUGAACUACAUUUACUUAAUGUUAGAAGCUCUUUGCGUAUGUGCUUACUAUUUGUUGGGACCGAUGGAUGUACCUAGAACUGCAUGCUGAUAGCAGACUCCUUAAUGCACAAAGCCCCUAUCAAUAUAAGACUCUGAUUAUCCUAA